This is a messenger RNA of Eucalyptus grandis, 2446 nucleotides long. Its product is annotated as pentatricopeptide repeat-containing protein At2g20710, mitochondrial. Bases 147 to 1796 code for a protein of 549 amino acids. The transcript is spliced from 2 exons. The record is from RefSeq and is a predicted model, not a curated record. Gene Ontology annotation, molecular function: protein binding. NCBI's taxonomy places the organism in Eukaryota, Viridiplantae, Streptophyta, Magnoliopsida, Myrtales, Myrtaceae. Gene Ontology annotation, cellular component: mitochondrion.
ACGGUUCCAGAAUAGAACCGGGGAUCCAUGCUCUUUCCUAAUGCUUUCGGAAGAAAAUUUUUCUUACGGCCCCCUGAAAUCGGAAAAUAUGAACCUUUUUUUCUUAACCCCUGUCUAAACCCCGGUCUCUCCCCUGCUCGCUCUCGAUGAAGCUUCUGCAAACCAGCGGCAGGGCACCGAGCAGCGUCGCGGCUCGCGGAAUCGCAAGCAAUGCGGCGUUCGGCUUCUCUCCUCAACGCUCAUCGUCGUCGUCGUCGUCGUCGUCGCUCUCGUCGGCCGAAGCGGCUCGAAUGGGCAACAGGAGACCCCUGGACGGUCCCAUGAUGGAGCUGUUCCGCAGGAUCUCCCCUCUCGGCGAUUCGAAGAUCUCGAUCGUCCCGGUGCUCGACCAGUGGGUCGCGGAAGGCAACUCCGUCGAGCGGAGGCCUUUCCUCCGCCUGAUCAAGCGGAUGAGGUCCUACCGUCGGCACAGUCACGCGCUCGAGAUAUCAAUGUGGAUGUCUGAUAAAAGGUAUAUCGCAAUUACAACUGUGGAUGCUGCUGUUCGGCUCAAUCUGAUCUCAAAAGUCCAUGGGAUAGAACAAGCAGAGAUAUUUUUUGAUAACGUUCCCAGACAGCUUAAAGUCGAAAAGGUCUAUAUUGCUCUUCUUAAUUGCUAUGCUAAGGCAAAACUUCCAAAGAAAGCAGAGGCUCUGUUGGAGACAAUGAGGCAUCUGGGAUUCCCAAGGUCUGUCCUUUGCUUCACUAAUUUGCUUAAUCUUUACUAUCGGACUGGAGACUAUGGUAAAGUAGAUACUCUGAUUAAUGAGAUGGAAGAAGAAAAGAUUAAUCUGAAUAGAUAUAUCUACAGUAUCUGGCUGAGUGCGAGUACUGCUGCUUCUGACACUGAGAAAUUCGAGAUGAUUGUAAAAUGGAUGAAAAUGGAUGCUAAUUUUGUUUGGGACUGGACGACAGGUGUCGUAGUGACCUCUGGCUACUUUAGAUUGGGUCUUCUCGAUAAAGCUCUGGAAAUGCUAAAGAAAUGUGAGGGACUGAUAACUGAGAAAACAAGUAACGCAGCAUACGACUUUCUUAUCACGCAGUAUGCAGUAGCAGGGAAUAAAGAUGAAGUUUUAAGAGUAUGGGAUGUUUACAAGAAGAAGAGAAAAGUGUACAACAAGGGGUAUAAUUGCGUCAUGAACUCUUUGGUGAAGUUCGAUGACAUUGAAAGUGCUGAAAUGAUUCUGGAGCAGUGGAUGUCUAGUGAUCUGACCUGCGAUAUUCGUAUUCCAAAUAACCUGAUUCAUGCUUAUAGCAGAACCGGUGACCUUGAGAAGGCUGAGAGACUUAAGAAUGAAAUUGUACAGAAAGGUGGGAAGCUUGAUUACAUGACAUGGUACCAUUUGGCAAAAGGAUAUAUCCAAAUUAAUGAGAUGCCAGAGGCAUAUGAUGCCAUGAAGAAAGCAAUAUUGGUUUGUCCAUCUCAGUGGAAGCCAGGUCUGCAAUCUUUGACCGCGUGUCUGGAAUCCAUUAUGGGAAAAGAAAGUGCUGAAGAAGCCAAAGAAUUUAUCGAGUUGCUUAGGGCCAAAGAUAUCAUUUCUGCGGAUGCCCAAAAUAGGUUGUUGAAUUGCAUUUAUGACAAAAAAGCAAGCUGGGAGGCUCUCAGUGUAGCUAUUGGCGACGCUCUUGCGUACUAUGCUGAAGCACCAGGAACACUUGGGGAAGUGGACAAGAGCAGAGGGCAUGGUGUAUGGGAUGCAAAUGUAGCUGUCACCGAUUCAGAUUGUGAAAGUUUGUCGGGUGAAGAAACACAUUAGCUGAGCAUUAGGAGCUCAUAUGCACUAUGGGCGUUUUGGUGGGUGAACAAAUUUAUGGGGGGAACCAUAUCUGUUGUAAGAUUGGGCUCAUGCCUUGAAAUUUCUUUAUGGUUGCCAUCUUCUGGUGAACAAGUUGGUUGUGGAGCUCAUGAGGCUAUGCAUAUGGGCAAAAAUGAUAUUAACUGUCUUCAGACUAUUCACUCAAUUGCUAGAUGCAGGUGGCUAUCUGAAAUAUGAUUGAGCGCCGUCAAUUCCACGCCAGCAUCAGCUGCAAACAUGAAAUCUGCACUGCGCCAGAGGGACAGGGAAAGUUCAUAUGUCUCAGGCCUUGGUUUUGUGUUUCGCAUCAUGCCCCAUCUAUUAUAUUUCUUUUCGGUCCUAGUAAGGUGGCGUGCGAUCGAACCAAUAUCUAGCGAUGGUACAAAUUGCUGCUUUGUUUGGCCACCGUCUCUGGAAUGAUGUUAAGCUUCUAAUUAUCAGCCUCAAUGUCGUGUUCAUUUCUUCUCUUGGGAGGGCUCCUCGGUCCUCGUUAGCUAAUUUUGGGCAAACGUAUACUUCAUGUAUCAUCGACGGCAAGUGCAAACAGGAUCAGAUUUUGUUGUUCCGCUUUUGGAAUCGCAUUUCAAUGGCUGAGUUCAUUGUUUGGAUCU